Akanthomyces muscarius is the source of this 2034-nucleotide messenger RNA. RefSeq lists its product as uncharacterized. The coding region runs from base 1 to 2034 and encodes 677 amino acids. Gene Ontology annotation, molecular function: glycerol-3-phosphate dehydrogenase (quinone) activity. The transcript has 2 exons. Gene Ontology annotation, cellular component: mitochondrion; glycerol-3-phosphate dehydrogenase (FAD) complex. The record is from RefSeq and is a predicted model, not a curated record. Gene Ontology annotation, biological process: glycerol-3-phosphate metabolic process. Lineage: Eukaryota; Fungi; Ascomycota; Sordariomycetes; Hypocreales; Cordycipitaceae.
AUGCCGGCAGGUGGACGAUUACUUCGUCGCAUGCUGCUCCCUGGAGCCGUCGUGACGACAGGAGCUGUCCUGGUCUACAGCUAUCGGCCGCGAAACAUUCCUGGCCAUUCAUCAGCCGCGGUACCGGCGCCGACAUAUGCCCCCGAUGGCUCCUUUACGAUGCCACGAUUCCCGCACGUCAAGUCCCGCCAAGAGCAGCUUGACGCUCUGCGCCUGAGCGGCAGCGGCUCUGCCAACGAAGAAUAUGAUAUGCUUGUGAUUGGCGGCGGCGCUACUGGUGCCGGUGUUGCUCUCGAUGCCGUUACUCGCGGUCUCCGUGUUGCUGUCGUGGAACGUGAUGACUUCAGUAGCGGAACCAGUAGCAAGAGCACAAAGCUGGUCCAUGGUGGUGUUCGGUACCUUGAAAAGGCCGUAUGGAACCUCGACUACAACCAGUACAAGCUUGUCCGCGAGGCCCUCACGGAGAGAAAAUACUUUUUGCAAACGGCGCCUCACCUUUCCAUGUGGCUUCCGAUUAUGCUGCCGCUGGAUAAAUGGUGGAAGGCACCCUACUACUGGGCCGGAACCAAGUUUUACGAUAUUCUGGCUGGAAGCGAAGGUAUCGAGAGCUCCUACUUUCUUACACGCAGCAAGGCUCUCGAGGCCUUUCCGAUGCUCAAGCAGACGGACUUGGUUGGCGCUCUCGUCUACUACGACGGAGCCCACAAUGACUCCCGUAUGAAUGUAUCCAUCGCCAUGACAGCUGCUCUCUAUGGUGCCACUGUCGCAAACCAUACCGAAGUCACCGGACUCUUGAAGGACGACAAUGGCCACCUCUGUGGUGCUAAGCUCCGUGACAAUAUUGCCGUUCGCGAUGGCAAACCUGCUGAGGACUUCAUGGUACGCGCGAAGUGCAUUGUUAAUUGCACAGGCCCGUUUACAGAUGCUAUUCGCAAGAUGGACGACGAAAACUGCAAGGAAAUCGUUGCGCCAUCCUCGGGCGUUCAUGUCAUCUUGCCUGGCUACUACAGUCCCGGUAAAAUGGGUCUGUUGGACCCAUCUACCUCAGAUGGCCGUGUGAUCUUCUUCCUCCCUUGGCAAGGCAAUACCAUUGCUGGCACGACAGACUCGCCUUGUGCAAUUACCCCCAACCCUGUCCCGGAUGAGGAAUCUAUCAAAUGGAUCCUAGACGAAAUUCGAGGCUAUUUAUCUCCCGAAAUCCGCGUCCGCCGCGGCGACGUUUUGGCCGCCUGGUCGGGUAUACGACCUCUCGUCAAGGACCCCAAAGCCAAGAACACCGAAUCGCUUGUGCGCAACCACCUCACAGAUGUUUCUCAUUCUGGACUUUUGACCUGCGCUGGCGGAAAAUGGACCACAUAUCGUCAGAUGGCCGAAGACUGUGUCGAUGUUGCUGUCGAGGAAUUCGGUCUCAAGACCCAGGCAGUUGAGAAUGCCCCGCGAGUUAGUGGAACCAAUCAUGUAGAUGAUGGCGCCAUCCUGGACGGCAAGUGUCAAACGCACAACGUGAGAUUGAUUGGAGCACACGGCUUCAGCAAGACACUCUUUAUUCCCCUGAUUCAGUACUUUGGCGUCGAAACCGAGGUUGCCAAGCAUCUUACUGAGAGCUACGGAGAUCGUGCAUGGUCAGUCGCUGCUCUUUGCAAGCAAACGAAUCAGCGUUUUCCUGCUCGCGGCGAGCGCAUCUCACAGCUUUACCCCUUUGUGGACGGUGAGGUGCGAUAUGCUUGCCGGCACGAAUAUGCACAGACGCCCGUCGAUAUUCUGGCACGACGCACGCGCUUGGCCUUUCUCAGCGCACAAGCAGCCCUGGAGGCUCUUCCCAAGGUCAUCGAUAUCAUGGCAGAGGAGCUAAAGUGGGAUCGUCGCAGGCAAGAAAAGGAAUGGGAGGACACCGUCGACUUUCUCAAGUACAUGGGUCUACCCCAGCCAAUGUUGUCGGCCACCCGCAAGCAGGUUGAGCAAGGCAAGCUCGACUUUGCGAACUCGCUUGAGUGGAACAUGUACUCGCGACACGACAAGCCCCAAGAAGACUAG